This is a messenger RNA of Annulohypoxylon truncatum, 1434 nucleotides long. RefSeq names its product DNase I-like protein. Gene Ontology annotation, molecular function: phosphatidylinositol-4,5-bisphosphate 5-phosphatase activity. Gene Ontology annotation, biological process: phosphatidylinositol dephosphorylation. The transcript has 2 exons. The record is from RefSeq and is a predicted model, not a curated record. Lineage: Eukaryota; Fungi; Ascomycota; Sordariomycetes; Xylariales; Hypoxylaceae. Bases 1 to 1434 code for a protein of 477 amino acids.
AUGGAAUCAGUUCCCAAUCUGGAUGUCUUCAUCCUUACCUUCAACGCUGCCAAACAUGAGAUUAACGUUCCCGUUUUUGCUCGACACCUCUAUAAUGCUUUCGGUCAAAAUGCUUCAAGCCUACCAGAGUUGCUUGUCAUUUCCCUCCAGGAGAUGGCCCCUUUAGCUCAGGCGUUCAUCGGUUCACACGUACUCAGCCCAUAUUUUCAACGUUAUGAAACGGCCGUCAAUACUGCAGCUGCCAAGUUCAUUGCAGAGGAGGAACGGGAGAACCGCCCAAAAGAUAGUCCAUACACGUUGGUGACCACGCGAAAUGUUGGUAUGACAGGCAUUUUGCUAUUCGCCCGCGAGCCAGCCGCUGUACGAAAUCUUCAAACAGCCGAAGUUGGGUUUGGUGCCGGUGAUAUGGCAAACAAGGGCGCUGUAGGACUUCGGAUGCUUUAUAGAAAGGAAGAUGAGGAUGGCUCGUCACUGGCGUCAACUGAACUUACCUUCGUCAGCGCCCAUCUAGCCGCUAUGGAGUGGAAUCUCAACAAAAGGAACAAGAAUUGGGAGAGUAUCGUUUCUGGCCUCACAUUCGAGGACCCCAAGAAGAUUGCGGAGCGGCCGUCGACGCAGCGCACACUUGACGGCGAUGGGGAUUUUGAAACACAAGAACCUCUCCUUGAACAGGAUUCAACACUCAAAGCUACGCAUAAUGUCUCUGUGUACAAGCCAGGCUCCCAUCUUUUUGUUGCCGGCGAUCUCAAUUAUCGUCUAUCUAAGAAGCCACCAACCUCAGACUCUACCUUUCCAGAUAUCGACCCCGAGAGCCCGAAUCACUUUUCUCGAUUCCUAUCUCGCGAUCAACUUGCCAUAGAGAAGGCUGCUGGACGUACACUAAAUGGAUUGAGCGAGGCGCCCAUCAAAUUUCCACCGACCUACAAGCUUACAUUUUUGCCUAAAAGCGACCCUCAGGGGGAGCUGAGUCAGGCCGAGAAUGAGCAAGACGAUUCCUGGUCCUGGGCUAUUCAUCGGUGGCCUGGCUGGUGUGACCGUAUUUUAUUCCUUGACAUCCCUUGGUGGGUUCGAGAAACAGUCGGCGACGUAAAGAUGAACGUCUUGGCCUACGACGCGAUCCCUGCAAUGCGAUCGAGUGAUCAUAGAGCUGUAUUCUUGCGCCUGAAGGUUCCGAUGCUCGAGCCCGCCAAGCUUCUGCCAACUGAGUCUGCUUGCAAGACGGAGUUGAGUGCCGACCAACAUCAACCCGUAGACCCACGCAUCAAGCUGCCUUUCCCAAUCGAUUUUCAGUCCUGGGAACACCGGGCCCAGGUCAAGAAAUGGGAAUAUACCAUUGGAUGGUCGAUGCUCGUCUCGCUUUCAAGACGAGGUCUCAUGGCUUUUGUUGCGCUUGUCCUUAUCGGCCUUGGUACUUGGUGGUAUCGGUCGCGGUAG